Molecule: messenger RNA, 2875 nt
Organism: Megalobrama amblycephala (Wuchang bream)
Lineage: Eukaryota; Metazoa; Chordata; Actinopteri; Cypriniformes; Xenocyprididae
Product: E3 ubiquitin/ISG15 ligase TRIM25-like
Exons: 7
Coding region: 149-1807 (552 amino acids)
Molecular function (GO): protein binding; zinc ion binding
Source: RefSeq, a predicted model, not a curated record
CAGGAAGUUUGUGGAUUCAGGAGAAAUGAAACCUAUUUCCCUGCGACACGAGCCUCUGCUUAAGGAUCCACACUCUUCUAGUUUGGUUAAAGCUAAAGGAGGGAAUAUUUGACUUGUUAUUCUGUCAAAGCAGGCUACUCCUUCAGAAAUGUCUGAAUCUGCAGCGAGUCAGUAUGUGGAUCAGUUCAGCUGUCCAGUCUGUUUGGAUCCUCUGAAGGAGCCGGUGACGAUUCCCUGUGGACACAGUUACUGUAUGAGCUGUAUUACUGACUACUGGGGCCAGAAGGAGCAGGGGCCGCCAUACCGCUGUCCCCAAUGCAGAGAGAGCUUCAGUCAGAGACCUCUACUGAAGAAGAACACUCUGAUAGCUGAGAUGAUGGAGACGCUGCAGAAGACGUCCCUACAAACGGCUGCUGUGGAGUGUGAUGUUUGCACUACAGAGAAGAACAGAGCUGUAAAGUCCUGUCUGCAGUGCUUGGCCUCCUUCUGUCAAACUCACCUGCAGCUUCACUAUGAAUCUCCUGCGUUUAUGAAGCACAAACUAGUCGAAUCUUCCAGAAACAUUCAGGAGAACAUCUGCCUCAGUCAUGGGAGACUUCUGGAGAUUUACUGUCAGGAUGAUCAUCAAUGCAUUUGUUGUUUCUGUAUGAUUGACAAUCAUAAUGGACACAACGUGGUGUCUGUGGAUACAGAAUGGACUAGUAAAAAGAAAGAGUUAAAGGAGAUAAAGGUGGCGUGUCAGAAGCUGAUCCAGGAGCGAGAGAGAGGUCAGCGGGAACUCAGAGAAGCUGUGAAGUCUUUUAAAAGUUCAGCUCUAGAGACCAUGGAGGACAUUGAGAAGGUCUUCACUGAGCUCAUCUGCUCUCUUGAGAAGAAACGCUCUGAGAUUAAAGAGCAGAUCAGAGCUCAGGAGAAGACUGAGAUAGAUCGAGCAGAGGAACUUCACAAACAUCUGGAUCAAGAGCUGACAGAACUCAGAAAAAGACAAGCAGAGAUUGAGAAACUUCUGAUUACUGAUGAUCAGAUCCAGUGUCUGAAGAGUUGUCAGUCUGAGUGUGUUUUACCUUCAUUUGAAGAUGUUCCCAGCUUCACUCAACACACUCAUCUGUCUUUUAAAGACAUUUCAAUCUCAGCGUUUAAGGAGGUUUUGGAGGACGUCUGUCAACUGCAAACAGCCAAAAUGUCUCGAGAAGUGUCAAAUGUCUCUGUUGUAAAGCCUCCAGAACCAAAGACACAAAAUGAUUUUUUGCAGUAUUUCUGUGAACUUCACCUGGAUCUAAACACAGCACACAAAAACCUUGAACUGUCAGAAGAGAACAGGAAAAUAUCGGGUUCAGAUGAAGCUCAGCAAUAUCCUGAUCACCCAGAGAGAUUUGAUGAGUUUCCCUACAUCUUGUGUCGAGAGGGUUUGUACGGUCGCUGUUACUGGGAGGUCGAGUGCAGUGGGAAAAAUUGGGCUGUAGCAGUUUGUUACAAAGGAAUUGGACGUAAAGGAAACAGUGAAGACUGUGGACUUGGCUCCAACAAAAAAUCAUGGAGACUGGGCUAUUAUCAGCAUCAUUUCGGUUUCAUACAUGAUAAAAUAAAGGUCCGUAUCCCUGCUACCUCUAGAAUAGGAGUGUAUCUGGAUCACAGAGCAGGAACUCUGUCCUUCUACAGCGUCUCUGACACAAUGACUCUCCUUCACAGAGUCCAGACCACUUUCACUGAACCCUUAUACCCUGCUUUUCUAAAUGGACAAGGUUCAUCUGUCAGGAUCAUAGAGCAGAAAAAAAGAUCAAUUAUAAAACCAGAAUGUAUUCCAUAAAUUACUUGAACUAUUCACAAAUGGAAAAGGUCAGUGGUGUAUAUAUAUACAGUAGGCCUUCAGGGUAAAUUUCCACCACUUUUUGAUAUAAUAAUCUGAAAAUUAUCAAUUUUUUGUCAGAUAAGACUGAUUUGUAGAUUUGUUUUAUGUUUGAUAUUAAAGAUAUGUAUAUCUUUAUAGGGAAUUUGUAGACAACGUAAUUAAUGUAGAUUUGAAUGGAGGUUGUUUUUUUUUUGAAGUGAAAUAUAUUGUGAGACUCUUGAGGUCAGAAGUCUCCAUAGGAAUUGGUGCAGAAAACCCGUCAGUGGCAUAAUGUUGCUUUUAUUAUUUAAUUUUAGAAAUUAUUAUAAUUCAUGGAAUCAUCAUUUAAUAAUUAAAUUAAUUAGAUUCACAUUCAGACAUUAGGCCAAUUAGGUUAAGGCAUUUUAAUCGAAAUUCAUGGUUUAUUACCAGUGAUGGGAAUAACGGCAUUAUAAAUAAACAGCGCUACUAACGGCGUUACUUUUUUCAGUAACGCGUAAUCAAACAAAUUACUUUUUACCCAGUUACAACGCUGUUACCGUUACUGACAAUAAAAUGCGGCUCUAUUAUAAUUGAGCUCACUGAAGCGUUUUCAUCCGAGUAGACUCUCUCUUAAACUGAUAAGAACUUUUACGAUCUAAUCCUAUAUAUUCUAUAUAUAACCACUUGAGAAAUGUAUAAAUGUGUAUCCAAUUUUCCCCUCUCAUGACUUUCCUUUUAUAAGCUUUAUUCUAUAUAUUAAUUCUCUGUUUUGAACUAUUUUGGUAUUAAUGUUUCAAAGUUGCAAAUUUAUGGUUAACCAAAAUCACAUGAGUAGCAUGUUUGGUAUCGAUGGACGCCAACUUUCGUUUCCCAUUUGUUAAUUGAUGUUACUUGUUUCUAACUCUGUGACACAAGUGUUAAUAACUUUCUUGUCAUAAUUGGAUUCAUUUUAAAGUUAUUGCUUGAGGAUUUAAGCUUCAAUUGAGAAUGUUUAGAGGUUGUUUAAUAUUUCCGGUACGUGUCUGAUAAUCGUUUGAUAAAAUGUAUUGUGGCAAAAAAUGAUAA